Molecule: messenger RNA, 897 nt
Organism: Phytophthora infestans T30-4
Lineage: Eukaryota; Oomycota; Peronosporomycetes; Peronosporales; Peronosporaceae
Exons: 2
Coding region: 1-897 (298 amino acids)
Source: RefSeq, a predicted model, not a curated record
AUGCCGCGGUCUUCCGUCGUGAAGCGCUAUUCGUUGUUCCAGCGCUCAGUGCGCGUGGUACAGACAUCUAUCCGUCGCGCAGAUCGCUGGCUUGCUGUGCGAGUGCCAGGUCUGCCGAACCCACCUGAGAUCGAGGAGAAGCAGCAGAAGCCUCGCUUCGUAGACCUGUGGGAAUUCACUCUGGCUGACCAUCGCCGCAUCUUCCACGAAGUAUGGCAGGAAUAUAAGGCUUCAUUCGCUGCUCCUACUGAAGAGGAAAUGGAACGCAGCAAGGAGGAGGUCAAACGAGCGGUGCAGGCGGUUCGUGGCCAGGUCUCGAACACUGCGAGCCAGAACAUCAGCUUCAUUGACAAAAGUCUAGAGGGCACCAAGGCUCAUAAAAACCUGCAUACACUGGGCGAGCAAGGCGCGGAGAACGUUAAAUUUCUCACCAAGGAAAUUAAACAUGUAGCCGAGGGCGUGGACACAGACGCCGUGGUCUCCCACGCCAAGCAAGUGGUGGACGACAGUCGCAGCAAAGAUGACGUGGCCACGACGCUUAAGAAGAACGUGAACGAGCUGCGUCACCUCGCGAAGGAGGGACGAGACGCUGCCUUGAAUCUAGAGAAGAAAGAUGUCGAGACCUUUAAGACCAGCGCGCAGUCGUGGUUCGCGGACAAGUUGCUGGUGGGGCAGUCCGUGCUCAUGGCCUUUAUUGAAGGAUACCGGGAAGGGAAGCAGCUGGAGCUGGAACGCGAAGACGCACUGUUGGUCACGUUUGCAAAGCAGGCAGCGGAAGACCACAAGGAUAUCAUCGAGAACCAGAUCAAGAAGAUCAUGGAUCAGCAGCGGGAGAAGCAACGACAGGAGCAGGAAGCUGCACAGAAGUCUAAAGGCUCCGACAGAAAUAGAUACUAA